UGUGUCUCUCGGCACUCGGCAGUAGUUGGCUUUUUAGCGCAGCGGAUACUGUUCAGUAUUACGUUCGUGUUCUGCGCGCGCGUAUCGUACGUAACUUGUGCGUGUGCUCGCGGCCACUGAAGGUACUGUCGACCACUGGCGACUAUCUGCAUUUUUUCUAUUUACAUUUACAUGUACUUGUCGCAUAGUACGCGAACGUAAGACAAAGUCAACAGUGUUUUUAGAUAAUAGGACUCGUUCCUAGUUUAGUGCGCUUUUACUCGCGACAACAGUGUUUGUGCACAGUGCAGCUCUCAGCGAAACUUCUCAGGAAACACGAGAAAGCUCGCCUGCAACGACACCCCCGUCGAGUCGUCGUCGUCGUCUGCAACAGAGAGCUAAAAUAUAAUACGUACACGAGGACCAGUGUCGGGUGUCGCUGCCGCCUUUCACUCUCUCUCUCUCUCUCUCUUUCAUAUCCUACCCUCGUUCGUGUUCGUGCGUGCAUCGGUGCCAGUAUUAUACAGUAUAUACUAUAUACAGUUCGCGCAAGCAGGAAGCAACAUCGACAAAAACCAAAGCGAAAAAGUGCAGCGCUCGAGCACACAGCUGAUUUUCAACGGCCUAUAUGACGCGCGGUAUACACAGGGGGUAGAAGUUAUAUAGAUUUGCAUGCCGCCGCCUCCCCACUGCUCUCGCUCACCCCUUGCGUGCGAGAUUAUAUUGCCUCGUGCGCAGCUCGAGCGCAGCCGCGUCAAUCCAGUAGCACAUACAGCCCUUGCACACACACACACACAUAUAUCUAUAAUUCGCCGUGCAAGACUCGAAUGACGUCAUAGCAAAACAGACCACCGACGCACACGCGAUAGCAGCAGCAGCAAUUUAAAAGUCUCUCUGCUGCUGCUGCUGCUGCUGCUGCUGCUGCACCAGCCCCCUCCGCUCCAACCCCCCCGGAGCUCCUCUCUGCGUGCUGGCUUCUACUGCUGCUGUCAUACCUAAUAUUUUCUGACUGCUGCACACUAUAACUGUGUGCGCCUCGAGCUUCGCAACUAGGCUGCUGCUGCUGACUGGCUGGCCUGCUGUACCAGAAAAACGCACAGAGCGAGACGACGUGUGUAUCGAGAGAAAAAGACUCUGUGCGUUGACGUGCUGCACGAAACGACAGAACUAGUGCACGCCAGUGUGUCUAUAAUAUUCCAGAGGAAGAACUAGUGAGAGAGAUAAAAAAAAAUAAUAAACGAAGAGAGAGAGAGACGCGACGACGCGAUGACGAGUAGAUAACGAAUGCAGAAAAUGAGGUGCAGCGUUGUUGUUGCUGACCUUCUACCCCUAUUGUCUUCGUCGCAUACUGCUGGUCAUUUGUUUGUCGCGCGCCUACUCCUCGUCUUGCUGCUCGUCACGCUCAAUCACAAAGCGUUGGCUGGCGAUGGACAGUGCAAGGAUAUCAAUGGAGUGAGUCAUGAGACUGGGAACCACUAUGUUCCUGGUCCUGAGCCCUGCACGCUCUGUGUUUGUAACAAUGGUAAUCCCACAUGGUGCAAGACGGUGUACUGCAAGUACAAAGAUCCAGACUACUUGUCGCACAGAAGUUGCAAAAACUUUAAAUUUGGUGACAUAUGCUGCGAGGUAAUUUGCCUUGAUGAAGUAUCAAAUGAAAAAUCAGAUGGAACUAACAUCUUAGACAAUAAUGCUGGUCUUAGCUUGGGACUACGAUUAGUUGCUAGUUGCAUAAUUGCUCUUCUUUCAUUAGCUCUUUUAAUAUUCCUGAUUCAUCGCUUAAGGCAAAGAAAACUCAGAGCUGGAGAACAAAAUCAUCAACUGGCCGAUGAUCAAAGAUCAGUCAGUAGCAUGGUCUACCUGGAUAGACAUACUGUGUCAAAUGGAGUGCCAAUAGAUCACAUGCCAUGUAGUGCUGGAUAUCAAUUGUGGAAAUCGCCAAGUAGUUAUUUCCCGCAAGGGGAAGCUCCACCACCUUACGAAGAAGCAGUCGCUGCUGCAAGGAACGAUCAAAUGCUACUACUCAGACAGCACGCUUCACCUUCUAAUUCUUCGGCUAAUUAUCUAACGGUUCAUAAUCCCACUAAUAUAUCGCUUAUAGCAAAUAGUCAAAAUGGUUUACCAUCUAGUACACCUGUGCUUACACAUAUUAAUCCCACGUGCUCGUCGCCUCUAAUCUCUGCUAGUAACAGGCCUUUAAGUAGUCCAGCUGCGCAUUCUUACUAUGAAUAUAAUCCAAACGAAGCUGUAGCCUCUGAUUAUUGCUCUGGUGCUUGCUCCUCCAGUUAUGGUACAGAAGCUAAUGUGUAUGAAAAUCUUCCAAUCGCUGCGCAUAGAUCUCCCUUGUCGAGUAACAAUCCCAGCAUAGCGCCUAAACACGCCUCGCACAUUAGCAAGCAACUCAUGCUGCCGACUAAUCAAAACGCACCACCCGUUCAAAAUUAUCAUCAGCAUACGACAUUGCCUCGUCAAAGCACCGCUUACACAAUAUCCUCGAGCAUACCGAACACCAGCGUAGGCUCUCACCGAACCAUUCCGAGAAGUCUUGCGAACGGCAGUGGUGGUGGUGGUGGUGGUGGCAGCAGCAGCUCGAGACUGCCCAGAGAAGAGAGCAGCAGCGUGCAUCAAUCGGUCGCUGCGCCGAUUUUCGAAAAAUUAGCCGAUCAUUCCGACAAUACACAAAGCAAAGCCAAUAAUAAUCGCUCGCCCAGAUCGAUGCUGCCAGUGUCGAUCGUUCCAUCGAGCAUCUCAUCCGCUCUGACCAGUUGCGAAGCUGCCGUUAGUACCAAUACUUAUUACAAUAGUUCCUCCAUUGCCAAGACAUCUUACACGCUCAGCAAAGCCGUGGAGCCCAAAUCGAGCAGUCAAACCUUAGCUUCUCUUAAUUUCAAGCCUCCGUUAGCGAGCGCGAACCAAGUCAACGAGGAGGGAAGCUUCGACUCCGUGACGUGUAGCUGCAACAAUGGCCAAGCCGCAGCUCCUACCAUCUCGACCAUUCACGACGACGAUUAUCGCAGCGAGUGCGAAAACUGCAAGAGCGCCAGCGCCUCGAGGUAUUACGCCGGAAACGAGGACGAGCUAGUCGCGUCGCCGCGUGAAACCAUGACAUUGCAGCGUCGACCGGCCGCCGCGGACGCCGAGGCUCACCAUCCGAACAAUUCGACCUGUCAAUAUUAUCGAACGUGUCACACGCUGCCCACGAACACGAAGCAGCAGCAACGCACCAGGAGUAACAGCUCGCGCGAAAAUUGGUUCAGCUCAGUGCCAAGAAGCUCGACGGAAUCUUCGGAAGGUGACUAAGUCAUAACGUUCUACACUACAAUAUUAAAGCAACAUUUAGUAUAUAAUAGUAUAAUAAUAGGGACGUGUGUCCGUAUACGCGAUUCGACAAAAAGUAUGAAUCGUUACUUUUUAAGCUCUACUUGUUUACUUGCGUACUCGUGCGUGCAAACGUGAUGUAUAUUUAUGCGUGCGCGCGCUUGUGUUCAGGUAUCGAUUUUAAAAUCUUAAAAUCUGUGACAAACCAUUGACGAUACCGAAACAUAGUUUAUAUAGAUAGCUCGAAGCAUGUAUAGCAGAUCGCUCAACGGUUUUGAAUAAUUUACUGAUAUAUAUAUCUUUAGCGUAUCGCCUAACGAUAUAGAGCAUUGUGAUGACGAUGAUUUUAAAUUAUAAUAAAUUUUAAAAUAAUUUUUUCGUUCAAGACGCGCGUUAGAGCGCAUUCCUUAACACGUUAUCAUAGAAACUUAUAGCAUUGAACGCCAGUUUUUCUAGACUGUGCUCCUUACUCAUUUUCACCAGAUCUGUGAUUAAUUAAAGAAAUCUCUAAAGGUAAACGAGGUACCAAAACGUAAUAAACGCGACAGCUUAACUAUUUUUUAAAUGACAUCCAAAGUCUAAACUUAAUAAUACAAAAAACAUUCUAUUUCACAAAGGUUAGACUGAUAAGAUUUUACGGUUCGAUGUAUAAUGAGCGAAUCCGCGCCUUAUCCUAAAAACUAAUGCUUAUAAUUAGUUUAUUGUAUGAGACGUGGAUUUGCUCAUAUGUAUAUGAUCUGCUUAACUAAUUAAUAUAGUUACCACUAGCUGAAUCAAAGAAUUAACAGUAUUAGUCAUUACACAUAGUCUCUUACAAAUAUACUUAUAUGAUGCAGAUAAGUUUUUUGACCUCUCUUAUCGUGAUUCUCGUUGAAGGUUAUGUCACAAAUCUUGAAUAUAAUAUUUGAAAUGUAAUUUCCUGAGUUCUUACGCGAGACAAAAGUUUAAGUCGAAUACACAAAACGCUCGAGGUCAAUGUUAAAAAUUUGUGUAACGAUUUUUCAAUCGAUAUGGAAAGUAUGAAAAAAAAACAAAAAAUAAAUAAUACGAUGUUUUUUUAAAUCUCGAAGGCUAAAAUUUCGAUAAAUAAACCCCAAUGAAUAAAUAGGAAAAUAGAUAAAUAUAUAUUUCCUCAUAAACUAUUUUAUUAAAAAAGAGAUUAAUAAUGAUAAUUAAACGAAGUAACGUUUAAAUUAAACUUUAAAAUGUUCAACACUUUGAAUAAGUUGUAAAAGAAUAAAUCAUGUAUUCAAUGUAAAAACGUCACGUUAUCAAUUGUAAUUCAGUUUCUUAAAUGAGUAGUCAUUGUAUGACAAGUAGUUAUUUCUGACACACAAAUUAUGCAUCUCUAAAGAUACGAUCCAAUGAUUUUUUUUGUAAGAAGUUUAACUUGAAUACUGAGACUAUUUACGAUUUAUCAAGUCAAGUAAAUGUCAAACGGUCCUACAUGCACGAAUUUAAAUUUUAAUUAUUAGUUAAAUGAGCAUGGGAUCAAUUCAAACACACACAAAGUGUGUCGAUGAAUCAAGUGCUAUUCUGUAAAUGUAAUGCUAUUUGAUUAUUCAAUUAUUACUGGUCAAUGUAGACAUAUCAGUAUUAGGUGUUACAUGAUUAAUUUAAAUGUGUUAUCGUGAUUUUUAGUACUUUUGAUUUUUAAAUCGUUGUAAUGUUAAAUUUCAAUAAAAGAUUUUUUUGUUUGUUAUGUUUCUGUAGAAAAACAACUUAAGAAUAUGCAUUACUUAAAAGUACAUCGACCAAUUUUUCUUGUAUGAAAAUUAUACACGUCAGGGUGUGUGUUUUAACCGUUAGUGUAUGUAUUCUCAGCGAAUGAAGUUUAGUCACUCGAAUAGUCUUACGUAAACGUUUCUUAAUUUGUUGUUUAAGUUUGUUUUUGUUUUAAACGACAUUAAUUACUACGUAUGCUCACUGUUUUUUUUCUCAAUUGAUAAAAGUCAAAGGUCUGCCUCCAAGAAAGCUAAUAAUCUAUAGGCUACACUUCGGUCAGACAAUAUACCAAAUAUAAAUAGAUCAUUGUCUGUUUCCUGUGUAUAAUUUUGUAAAUAUGAUACUCUUCUUAUCCUAUACUUACUAUUUAAACGUAUAUUCUGACCAAGUUCAUAAAACGACUGAAACUAAUGAAAUCAAAGCUUUUAAUAAAAACGAGUGUCUAACCUGUCGCCUUGACGAAAAAUCGUUGUAAAAACAAAGUUGAAAAAAAAAAUAAUAAUUGAGCGUUCAAAAAAAACAACAACAGCAUACUGUAAUUAUAAUUCGGUAUAUAAUAAAACAGAAUCCAGAAAUGUGUUCAUAUGUGUAUAUCAAUUACAUUAAUAUUUUAUCAAUUGAUACACAAAGUGUUAACAUUCUAAAAAAUGAAAAUAUGAAUUACGUAGGGUUUUAAAUAUUGCAAUGUAGAAGACGAAGCCUGUGUAUAAUCUCUGCCAUACUUGGACUUUAAAAAUAAAAAAAAAAUUAGACUCCGUAGCAGAGAAUUAGCUAAUGAAUCAUGUAUUAAAAAAAAAAAACUUUUCUUUCUCCGUGAUAUGUGUUUAUGUAUAGUAGACGUAAGAGAAUAUCAUCAUUAUAAACGUCUCAUUAUAUGAACAAGCGCAGUAAUGUAAUAAUUACAAAAUAAACGUACGUACGAUGCGAAAAA
Trichogramma pretiosum is the source of this 5950-nucleotide messenger RNA. RefSeq lists its product as uncharacterized. Lineage: Eukaryota; Metazoa; Arthropoda; Insecta; Hymenoptera; Trichogrammatidae. The transcript has 7 exons. The coding region runs from base 1264 to 3276 and encodes 670 amino acids. Gene Ontology annotation, cellular component: membrane. The record is from RefSeq and is a predicted model, not a curated record.